Messenger RNA from Penicillium arizonense, 1026 nucleotides. Its product is annotated as acyl-CoA thioesterase. Gene Ontology annotation, molecular function: fatty acyl-CoA hydrolase activity. Gene Ontology annotation, cellular component: peroxisomal matrix. The transcript has 4 exons. Lineage: Eukaryota; Fungi; Ascomycota; Eurotiomycetes; Eurotiales; Aspergillaceae. The coding region runs from base 1 to 1026 and encodes 341 amino acids. Gene Ontology annotation, biological process: acyl-CoA metabolic process; fatty acid catabolic process. The record is from RefSeq and is a predicted model, not a curated record.
AUGUCUCCACAACACGGGGCCCCAGGCAAUGCCAGUGACGAACCGGCGUCCCCGCAUUCCUUCGUUGAAUUGAUGGCAUUAGAACGACUCGAGACAACAUACAUCUCGUCCGAAGACUCAGCUGGGCCAGACAAAAUCGAAAGGUUCCGCUCUCUGGCAGCGCCAUUUCCUCCUGGCGAGGGCACGCGCUCAUUCGGCGGACAUGUCUAUGCGCAAGCCGCAUACGCAGCGUCAAAGACUGUCGAACGGGGACUUGUAAUCCAUGAUAUGACAGGCACAUUCAUCCUCCCCGGAAAACUAGACACACCAUAUACAUAUGCAGUCCGACACAUCCGCGAUGGGUACAUGUACAGCACGCGCUCCAUCGACGCCCGCCAAAACGGCAAGAUCUGCUUCACAGCCAUCUGCAGCUUCAAGCGCGAUGAAAAACAAAGUCUAUUCAACCACCAGCCCUCAUCAGCACAAACACGCUUCAAUUCGAUCCUCACAUCCAAGCCCGCAGAAGACCAACCCCUAAGUCCAAGCGUCGAUGCAGACUGGUGGAUUGAGAAUGUCCGACGUGGCAAUAUAACCGAACGGCCAUUCCCCGGGCUAGACGUGCGUAAGACUGAUAUGGGGUCUUUCAAUGGUUCAGCGUUGGUUAAGGAGGAGCCUGAGCGGUAUCGGCAGCUUACGCAGUAUCGGCUUAAGGGGUCGCCUGAGGUUGAUGGGGAUGUUGGGUGGAAGGUUGUUAGGGAGAGGGAGGAGGCGGGUGAGGCGUUGGGAAUUCGGGCUUGGAGUGAGAUGGCUAGUUUGACGCUUACUGUUAUUGUUCAUUUGCAUGGGGAGGCGUUGAGGAUGGUCGAUUGGGGGAAGAUUGGUGCUGGGACUGGGACUGGAAAUGGGAAUGGGAAUGAGGAGUUACCAAUGAAGUGGUUUGUGCAGGAGGGAUGGACGCCUAGGGCUGCGGAGAAUCGGGCGGUGCAUGAGAGUUUCCUUUGGGGUCCUGAUGGUUCGUUGAUUGCGACUUCUUUGCAAGAUAACUAG